AUGUGGCGAAUGCUGUUGUUACUGGUGGCAGCGACCGCGCGUUCCAAGCAAUUGCCGUCCACUACAGAACUAUCGACAACGGUGGGUUCAGCGACGGAAGCGAAUACGACACCUUGGCCUGGCUCUGUGGCUCCCCUCGACACCAUAACAGUGGCCUGUGAGAAGGACAGCAUGCAUGUCACCGUGGGACUAGCUAAAUCACUCUCAAACACGUACGACCGUUUUAAUGGGAUCGUAUACCCAGCUGGUCUGGGCAGCAACUCCACCUGCCUUCGGGAGUAUGUCUCUGAGGAGGGAGAUUUGCAGUACACCCUCCCACUCCGGGGGUGUAACACCAUGUCUAAUGAUAACGAGGACGGUACAGUAGAAUAUUUCAACAACAUAAUAGUCCAGCCCCAUCUCCGACUGGUGACAGGGCAGGGUCGAGGGUACCACGUCCUCUGCAGAUACAGGCGAAGAGAUCUCACGCACUUCCAUCUAUACAGGCCGAGAGCAGACCGACUAACAAACUCGCUAAGUGAUGACUUGAAUGACAAUAAUGAAUACGAUGAAGACUCAGGACUGUUACCAUCCGUAUCGAUGAAGAUUUACAAAGGGGACCCUGAAGAUAAACAAGUGGCGUCCAAUGUACGUAUUGGUGACACCCUGACUUUGGUGGUAUCGUUAGAGAAGCAGCGGCAGUUUGGUCUCCUGGUCUCGGAAUGUUCCGUGAGAGACGGGUUGGGCUGGGCCGAACAGAGCUUGAUCGCUGAUGACGGGUGCCCGUUAGAUGGAGAGAUAAUGGGCAUGUUCCAGUAUUCGAGCGACAAACAAACCGCACGCGUGUCUUUCCCAGCCCACAAAUUCCCUUACACUGCCAGCGUUUACUACACCUGCGAAGUCAAGCUUUGUGACUUGAAUCAUCCAACAGAUUGCGAACCUUGUUCGCACAAACGUCGUGUGCGUCGUGACGAUGAAGGCUCGCCUGCGACUGUCGAGGUAUUCAAAGGAUUGUACGUCAAUGAAGCUGACUCGCCUGAUGGUGACGAAGUGACCAGCGAGAAGAAGGACGACGAAAUCUGCAUAUCAUCAAGGAACUUCGCAAUCGGCAUUAGCAUAGCGGGCAUCAUCCUAAUGAUCUGCGUCAUAGCAGCCAUUGCCUUUAUACUGGCGAGAAGGCGUAGCCCUAAGACGUACUCCAGAACCGGCAGCUCGUUAUACAGCGGGCCUUACACGAACACUGGAUACUCGCAUACAAGUUAA
This is a messenger RNA of Arctia plantaginis, 1242 nucleotides long. NCBI's taxonomy places the organism in Eukaryota, Metazoa, Arthropoda, Insecta, Lepidoptera, Erebidae. The record is from the annotation of a GenBank genome assembly.